UUUUUUUUUUGCUACUCUGGUAGUAAUUUUAUGUAUAUACUUUCGUACAAUCAAUUGUUUUAUUUUGUGUUUAUUGCUGUAAGAAAAUGGAGCCAAUGAACUUGGGGAGCCCAGUAAACAGCCCAGGUGCAAUUGCCGGCGGUGGCAAUAAUCAGAGUCAAUAUUUGCCGCCAUUUCUGAUGGGUGAUCCGCAGGCAUCUAUGACGCCGCACAACAACACAUUGUCACCCAAGCCGGGAUUAGCGCGCGGCUACAAUGUGGGAUUUGUCACCUCACCAGGUGGUGGGGGACCAAGUUCAGGGCAGCAGACGACACAGGCAGAUUUUAGUCGCUCAAUGAACUUGAGUAGCCGCUCUUUGUUUGGUGGUGGUGUAGCGAGUGGAGGAAACGCCUCAGCAAGUAUGACAACCGGCGGCGUUGGCUCAGGCGGUCAUCAGGCUGGACCGCCAACGCAAGGAUUAUUCGAUUCAUUACGGGAUGUCAGCGCCGGAUCUACCCCGCAUCGAAACCAUUUGAUGGGGCUUCAGAAUCAGCAUCAUCUGAAUCAAACAUCAAGUCAACAUAAUUUCAGUCUCAAUCAAAGCUAUCAAAACGAUUCGUUUGCACCCAAUGCUCCGAAUGCCAUAAAUGCCUCAAUGCGUGCCUUGUGUUCGCCCCUGGGGGCAAAUAUGUCGUCCAUCCCGAAUGGAUCUGGUGCUACACCAUCCACUAUGCAAUUUAAACCACGAAGUGCUGAUUUCUGGGUAACGAUUUAUGGCUAUUCACCCGGUGCCAGUUCAAUGAUUCUGCAGCAUUUCACCGUCUGCGGUACUAUAGCCGAAGUGCAGCAUGCCCCACAGAAUGGCAAUUGGAUGCAUGUGCGCUUCUCGUCCCGCAUCGAGAGUGAUAAAGCUUUGAACUACAAUCAAAAGGUAAUUGCCGGCAAUGUUAUGGUCGGUGUGACGCGAUGCACAGAUAAGGCCAUUCUGGAUAAGGAGAAUUGCAAUGCCAAUGCAUUUAACGCAAAUGUAUCUGAGCCAUCCGAUACGCUGGGUUCACCCAAGGUUCGUCCCUUUGCCCAACAAUCGUAUCAGUUGGCACAAAGUGGUAAUACAGUCUCGCCCACAAACAAAAAUGCACCUCAAAAAAGUUCUGGAUUAGUUAACAAGGCAAUGGACAUGAUAUUUGGAUGGUAAAAGCCACAAUGUUUGCAAAUUUAUCAUAGCUCAAAUAAGAUUUAAGCCCAAAAAAAAAAGAACAUUUAAUAAAAGAAUUAACAAUGAAAAUCCGAGAUACGAGCGAGAUAGUUUGAACUACGAAAUGGGUCAUCCACAGCCAAAAAGCCAGUCCCUAGCACGUCAAAAAUCAAUAAAUUUACAAGUAAUAAAUGAA
Molecule: messenger RNA, 1371 nt
Organism: Drosophila willistoni
Lineage: Eukaryota; Metazoa; Arthropoda; Insecta; Diptera; Drosophilidae
Gene: Nup35
Product: nucleoporin Nup35
Exons: 2
Coding region: 87-1175 (362 amino acids)
Biological process (GO): NLS-bearing protein import into nucleus; nuclear pore organization; regulation of DNA-templated transcription
Cellular component (GO): nuclear pore central transport channel; nuclear pore nuclear basket; nuclear membrane
Molecular function (GO): structural constituent of nuclear pore; single-stranded DNA binding; phospholipid binding
Source: RefSeq, a predicted model, not a curated record